AUCCUUUUCGGUCUGACGCGACGAGACGAUCGCAAGGCAGAGCGCCAAAAUGGCAGGACGGUCGCCGCUGCUGGUCGCAACCCAUGUCGCUGAUCCUGACGACGACGACGACGACGACGACCCGCUGGUUGGAUUCAGCAGCGAUGAAGAGCCAGAGCCAGUCCCACCGCCGCCGCUGCCGAUGCCGAAUACACCACUGCAGCCAACGGUGAAAGCAGAGGCGGUCAAUGCAGACCAACCGGGCGUCGAGCCAGUCCCGUCCUCUGCAGCCUCUGCAUCUGCAUCGACGUCAACGCCAUCAUCGGCAGCUGCUGCGCCCAUGCCCGAUUCGGCGGCGACGACGACGACGGGCGAAUGGGAGAACAUGAUUGGCGGGGUCUCAGUCCGAUUCCCAUUCCCGCCAUAUCCGACGCAACUGACCAUGAUGCAAAAGGUCAUACAGGCGCUUGAAUCAAAACAGAACGCUCUGCUCGAAUCGCCAACUGGAACUGGCAAGUCACUUACAUUGCUAUGCUCAGCCCUGGCAUGGCGCCGGUCGUACUUGAACAAGGUCAAUAUGCAACACAGUGAAGAGCUGCGAGUACUUGCCGAGGCGGAACUGGCGGCACAGCAACAGGCCGAGCAGUUGCUUGCAGCUGCUCAAGCUGCCUCAACCGAUCAUUUCCCUUCGACAACAACCACCGAUGCGACAUCCUCUCACCCCGAACCGUCUUUGCAUGUCGAAACCAACAACACCAUUGACGCGGUCGAACCGAUGGACGUGUCUGAAUCGACGAGCGACUCUCAAGCCACCCUCGUCCAAGAAGACCUGAGCACGGAGCUCUCGCCCGCACACACACCAGACCCACCAGAGCUAUUCAGCACGCCACGAAGCGACCAAUCCAACCUACUCUCCACGCCCGCCAUGAGUGUGGAUGUCACCUCCCAAUCCCAAGAACAGGACUACUAUGCCCUGUACUCUAGUCCUGCAGUCACAACUUCUUCGAUGGAUGGCUACAGUGGCCGACUGGGAUACACUCCUCAAUGCUUUACCCCUCAGAAGCGUCGCCAAGUGUCCAACCCCGAAUCCCCGGAACCAUCACAACCAUCUGAACUCGCCAGUUUCGUGCUCGUGCCUCCACCAAAGCGCGCGCGCAUCGACGACGACGACGACGAUGACCAGUCCGACAACAGUUCGCCUCGCCUAUCAAGUGAAGCCCAAGCAAGCAACGCUCCCACCAUAGCUCCUGCAGACCCUUCUUUCAGCAUCCCGCUGAAAACGGAGGCAGACAGGAAGCCAAACCCAGAUUUACCUAGACGAACGGCGCCAGAUGACCUUCCUAUUAUUUACUUUACGACCCGAACGCACAAACAAAUCGCCCAGAUUGUGCGCGAGCUGCGCCGGAUUUCCUACUUGACAGACUCUGACUCGCCAGACUUGAUGACCAUAUUGGCGAGUCGCAGCAAAACUUGUGUCCACCCUCUUGUGAAUUCGGGCAAACCAGACGAGAUUCGAGAUCGCUGCAACGAGGCCGUUCAGGCAAGGCGGUGCUCGCAUCGAGAGAAGACCACCACCAUGGUUGACUCGUUCAGACGAAAAUCCGAGUAUAUCGUGUGGGAGAUAGAAGAUCUGAUAUCCUUUUCCGAUAAAAGCGGUGGUUGUCCAUAUUUCGCGACGCGCGAGAUGGCUGGGUUUGCGAAUAUCGUGCUCUGUCCGUACAAUUACGUGCUCGACCCAGUAAUCCGCAAAAACAUGGAGAUUGAUCUGAGCAACAACAUUGUGAUUGUGGACGAGGCACACAAUAUCGAAGACGUGUGCCGUGACUCGCUGAGCAUGUGCGUGAGCAAGAGCCGUCUCGAUUACCUCGUCAGCUCCAUGGUAGUGCGUUCCGUCGAAGUGGCCGACAACAUGUGGCGAGUCUCGCAAAGCCAGUCCCCCGAGCCACACGCACCGAUGGCCGUACCGCUUCUACAACAACGGCGAGCCCAGUUUCGAAACGAGGCGCAGCGGAUUGCAACGUCUAUUGCAGCCCUACAGCUGAAUUUCCUGCCGCCGCGACUGGCAUUGGAGAGUGCCCAGCAAGGUCUCUUGACAAACCUCGCAGCAGUCUGUGGUCUGAUGAUGAUCAUGUGCAGGCACUUGCGACGGGUUGAGCAGGAGGGUGCUGCCAGCUAUGGCCAGAGACAAACCAGGUUUAUCGGGAGCCAAAUUCCAGCAGGAUUGACUGAAGUUGGAUUUCUUCCGUUCACGCUUGCUCUGUUUGAGGUACACUACAAGGCAAUACUCGAGGAAGAGAAGCACCGUCGCUUUGAGGCCGAAAAGCGGAAAAAACAUGCUUCCAGGGAUGAGACUGCUGCUGCUCGUCCUCCUGAAGAGACCCUAAUGACAAGUCUCAUACCCGCCGUUGUGAGCACCUUCUUGGAGCGCUUCUUUGUGAUUGUCCCCUACCUGGUCCAGCCAAACACGUGGGGCGACUUUGCACUGUUUGCUUCCAGGUCGGAUGCACAGGACCGCUCGAGUCAACGCGGGACGAUCGCUUAUGAAGAAGAAGAUGCUCCCAUCACCACUGCGCUGGAAAUAUGGUGUCUCAAUUCCGCGCUGUGCUUUUCCGAUUUUCGAGAGGGUGUCAGAAGCGUCAUCCUGACAUCCGGCACCCUUUCCCCCAUGAACUCGUUUGCCUCGGAGCUUGGCACUGCUUUUCCUGUGGUGCUUGAAGGAGCUCACGUCAUUCCGCCAGACCACACGUUUGUGCGAUGUCUUUCGCGCGGCCCUUCAACAAAUGCGUUGCGGGCCACCUACAGCGUGCUGUCCGACUACACGUCGUCAACCAUUUUUUUUGAUGAUGUCGGCUCCAUCAUUUCUCAAGUGGCGCACACUGUGCCCAGAGGUACCGGAACUCUUGUCUUUUUUGCAUCGUACAGCAUGAUGGACAAGGCGGCAACGAGGUGGAGCCAGUCUGGAUUUUUGAACGAGCUCCGAUUGACGCACCAAGUUGUCUUUGAGCCACGCGAAGCCAAAAUGCUCGAGGAGACGAUGCGAAUGUUCAAUCUCGGGAUUUACACAUCGCCCCCACCCGCCCACCCCCAGCUUCCUCGAGGCUCGGUCAUGUUUGCCGUGUGCCGAGGCAAGGUCUCUGAGGGCAUCGAUUUUGCCGACAACCAGGCGCGCGCUGUGCUUGCCGUCGGGAUUCCCUUCCCCAACCUCGGGACCGACCAGAUUGUGAUUAAGCGGUCGUACAAUGACCUUCAUGCGAGUGAACGCGACCUCCUGACCGGAUCUCAAUGGUACGACAUCCAGGCCUACCGAGCACUCAACCAGGCGCUCGGACGAUGCAUUCGACACCGAAAUGACUGGGGUGCCAUUCUGUUGCUCGAUGAGCGUUUCAGGCAUGCCAAUGCGAUCAACAGCCUAUCCCGCUGGGUCCGCCAACGAUUGCAGCACAACACAGAGCUGCCCGAGCUGCUGACGCAUCUGCGAAGCUUUGUUGCGACUCGCGUGGCCAUGUGUCAAGUCGCGUUGCUGCAGAAGCGAAAGACGGAAGCAGCGUCCUCGUCCUCUGCAGCGUCCUCGUCCUCUGCAGCUUCCUCAUCCUCGGCAUUUUGGUCUUCCUCCUCUGCGCCGCCUCCGCCAGUGAGUGUGGUGACCCAGACUUCGUCGGUGUCAAACCAGGACGCCGGGCACGCGACGAAUGUAGUCCCGAAGAGCGAACCGCUGUCUCAAGCCGAUGCCGGCCCGCCGUCGCCCGUCGAGGCGAUUGUGCUCGUCCCAGACUCUCCCGACAACGAGGGCUCGGGUGUUGUGCUCGACGUUUUAUCGUCCCCUCCAUCCGCCGGUGAAGGCAACGCGGACCACGACGACAUGGCGGUGGACGAUUCGGAUUGCGUGCUGCUCGCGGCAUCCGCAGCGGCGCCUGCUGCCGGUGUAGUGCUCGAGGAUGACGCGUUCGACGUUUCCCCAGGGGUGACAGAGCUGCUAUCCCCAUCGUCGAUCGUUCUCGACAGUGACUCUUUCGAAGACGACGUUUCAAUUUCUCGCGACAAUAUUUCCGUUGUCGAGUGAGACAAACGUUU
Capsaspora owczarzaki ATCC 30864 is the source of this 4050-nucleotide messenger RNA. RefSeq names its product DNA repair helicase. Gene Ontology annotation, cellular component: nucleus. Lineage: Eukaryota; Filasterea; Ministeriida; Capsasporidae. Bases 50 to 4039 code for a protein of 1329 amino acids. The transcript is spliced from 6 exons. The record is from RefSeq and is a predicted model, not a curated record. Gene Ontology annotation, biological process: nucleotide-excision repair; double-strand break repair involved in meiotic recombination. Gene Ontology annotation, molecular function: DNA binding; ATP binding; DNA helicase activity.